UCACAUGUGAUUCAGUUUGAUCCAAUCAGGACAAAAGUGGGGCUUCAUAAGGCCCUUGACUUCUGCCAGCCUGACCAGCAGCAUGAAGUCACUCGUCCUGCUUCUCCUGUGGGCAUGGAGCAGCUCUGCACUGCUCAGGGUUCCUCUCAGGAGGGGACCCUCCAUCCGCUCUCGACUGCGGGCUGAUGGACUGCUUGAAGAAUUCCUGAAGGAACACCGACCUGACACUUUCAAAAAGCGGUACUCACAGUGCUUCCCGCCAGGGACUCCAUCUCUGAGAAUAGGUCAGACAAGCGAGAAGAUUUACAACUUCAUGGAUGCCCAGUAUUAUGGCGAGAUCAGCCUGGGGACACCAGCACAGAACUUCUCGGUGGUGUUUGACACUGGGUCAUCGGACCUCUGGGUGCCUUCAUCCUACUGUGUCACGCAGGCCUGCGCGUUGCACAGGAGGUUCAGGGCGUUCGCGUCCACUUCAUUUCGGCACGAUGGUCGGAUUUUUGGGAUCCACUAUGGCUCAGGACACCUGCUGGGAGUGAUGGGCAGAGACAUUCUCAAGGUGGGUGGAUUGACUGCCCUAAAUCAGGAAUUUGGGGAGUCAGUGUAUGAACCAGGCGCUGCAUUCGUGAUGGCGAGGUUCGACGGGGUUCUGGGACUGGGGUACCCUGCUCUGGCUGAGAUCCUGGGAAACCCUGUAUUUGACAACAUGGUCGCUCAGAAGGCGGUGGAGAAAUCUGUCUUCUCCUUCUACCUCAGCAGGAAGUCAAUCGAUGGAACUCCAGAGGGAGAGCUCCUGCUGGGUGGAACAGAUGAAGCUUUGUACACCGGACCAGUCAACUGGAUCCCAGUCACUACCAAAGCUUACUGGCAGAUCAAGUUGGACAGUGUGGCCGUGCAGGGAGUGAAUUCGUUCUGUCCCCACACCUGCCAGGCCAUUGUUGAUACUGGGACCUCCCUCAUCACGGGGCCAACCAACGACAUCCUCGUGCUUCAGCAACUGAUCGGAGCAACACCAACCAACAUCGGCGAGUAUCUGAUUGACUGCGCCAGGUUGUCCAGUCUGCCUCACGUGACAUUUGUCCUGGGACAUGUUGAGUACACGUUGACGGCGAAACAGUACGUCAGAAAGGAGAUGCUGGGCGACAGGGAGUUGUGUUUCAGUGGCUUCCAGGCCGUGGACAUCAUCUCCCCCGAUGGCCCGCUGUGGAUUCUGGGUGACAUAUUCUUGACAGAGUACUACAGCAUCUUCGACAGGGGACGGAACCAGAUAGGUUUUGCUGAUGCUGUACACCCAGUAACUCAUCAUUAACUACAGGAUGGCCAAUAAAUAUAUGCACCGUUACCCGUCAACACGAUUGCUAUUUGUACUCACUGCAGAAAAACAAAUAAAUAAAGGACGCUUCAUAUAUCUCAGACUAAUGUGGACUUUGAUUUAAUAGCAGAGAAGAAACAGCUAUAUUAAAUGUAUGUAUUUACAAAUUAUGUUUUUGGUAAUGCUCCUAGUAAA
Messenger RNA from Synchiropus splendidus (mandarinfish), 1504 nucleotides. RefSeq names its product nothepsin (gene nots). Gene Ontology annotation, biological process: proteolysis. The record is from RefSeq and is a predicted model, not a curated record. Gene Ontology annotation, molecular function: aspartic-type endopeptidase activity. The coding region runs from base 83 to 1306 and encodes 407 amino acids. NCBI's taxonomy places the organism in Eukaryota, Metazoa, Chordata, Actinopteri, Syngnathiformes, Callionymidae. The transcript is spliced from 9 exons.